Molecule: messenger RNA, 3602 nt
Organism: Otolemur garnettii (small-eared galago)
Lineage: Eukaryota; Metazoa; Chordata; Mammalia; Primates; Galagidae
Gene: ABL2
Product: ABL proto-oncogene 2, non-receptor tyrosine kinase
Exons: 11
Coding region: 28-3483 (1151 amino acids)
Biological process (GO): regulation of apoptotic process; protein phosphorylation
Molecular function (GO): protein binding; non-membrane spanning protein tyrosine kinase activity; ATP binding
Source: RefSeq, a predicted model, not a curated record
UUAACUUUUGUGCUUCUGGGAAGAGGCAUGGUUCUUGGGACAGUUCUGCUUCCACUGAAUGGUUAUGGCCAAGAUGAGGACAGGUCACUGUGCUGCCUGUGCAGUGAGGCCUUGGAAUCUACUCUACCCAACUUAACAGAUCACUUUGCCAGCUGUGUGGAGGAUGGAUUUGAGGGAGACAAGACUGGAGGCGGUAGUCCAGAAGCCUUGCAUCGCCCCUAUGGUUGUGAUGUUGAACCCCAGGCACUGCAUGAAGCUAUCAGGUGGAGCUCCAAGGAGAACUUGCUUGGAGCCACUGAGAGUGACCCUAAUCUCUUUGUUGCACUUUAUGAUUUUGUAGCCAGUGGUGAUAACACACUCAGCAUCACUAAAGGUGAAAAGCUACGAGUCCUUGGUUACAACCAGAAUGGCGAGUGGAGUGAAGUUCGCUCUAAGAAUGGACAGGGUUGGGUGCCAAGCAACUACAUUACUCCAGUGAACAGCCUGGAAAAACAUUCCUGGUACCAUGGACCUGUGUCACGUAGUGCAGCAGAGUAUCUGCUCAGCAGUCUAAUCAAUGGUAGUUUCCUGGUGCGAGAAAGUGAGAGCAGCCCUGGGCAGCUGUCCAUCUCACUCAGGUAUGAGGGACGUGUGUAUCACUACAGGAUCAAUACCACCGCAGAUGGCAAGGUAUAUGUGACUGCUGAGAGUCGCUUUAGCACCUUGGCAGAGCUUGUUCACCAUCACUCCACAGUGGCUGAUGGGCUGGUGACCACAUUACACUACCCAGCACCCAAGUGUAACAAGCCUACGGUCUAUGGCGUGUCCCCCAUCCACGACAAGUGGGAAAUGGAACGAACAGAUAUUACCAUGAAGCACAAACUUGGGGGCGGUCAAUAUGGAGAGGUUUACGUUGGCGUCUGGAAGAAAUACAGCCUUACAGUUGCUGUGAAAACACUGAAGGGGCAGGUUGUUUUCUCCAAUGCGGUGAAACCCAUGUUUGGGAAAGAUUUGUCUCUGGAGGCUGUUGGUGUAGGUCUUGGUGGGAGACCCAAGAUAUUAUCAAAUUAUUCUUGGCUGGCAUGGUUUGGAAUGUUUGAAUGUAUGUAUACUAAUAAAACUAACUCUAUUCUUCAACACUCAGGUGUGUGUACUUUGGAGCCACCAUUUUACAUUGUGACUGAAUAUAUGCCAUAUGGGAAUUUGCUUGAUUAUCUCCGAGAAUGUAACCGAGAAGAGGUGACUGCAGUUGUACUGCUCUACAUGGCCACUCAGAUCUCUUCUGCAAUGGAGUAUUUAGAGAAGAAGAAUUUCAUCCAUAGAGAUCUUGCAGCUCGGAACUGCCUAGUAGGAGAAAACCACGUGGUAAAAGUGGCUGACUUUGGCUUAAGUAGAUUGAUGACUGGAGACACCUACACUGCUCAUGCUGGAGCCAAAUUUCCUAUUAAGUGGACAGCACCAGAGAGUCUUGCCUAUAAUACCUUCUCAAUUAAAUCUGAUGUCUGGGGUUACACAGGCUGGAAGUGGAGCCCUGCUGACAGGCCCUCUUUUGCAGAAACACACCAAGCUUUUGAAACCAUGUUCCAUGAUUCCAGCAUUUCUGAAGAGGUAGCUGAGGAGCUUGGGAGAGCCGCCUCAUCAUCAUCUGUUGUUCCGUACCUUCCCCGAUUACCUAUACUUCCUUCCAAGACUCGGACACUGAAGAAACAGCUGGAGAACAAGGAGAACAUUGAAGGAGUACAAGAUGCCACAGAAAACUCUGCUUCCAGUUCAGCACCAGGGUUCAUAAGAAGUGCACAGCCCUCUAGUGGGUCUCCAGCACUGCCUCGAAAACAAAGAGACAAGUCACCCAGCAGCCUCUUGGAAGAUGCCAAAGAGACAUGCUUCACUAGGGAUAGGAAAGGAGGCUUCUUCAGCUCCUUCAUGAAAAAGAGAAAUGCUCCCACACCCCCCAAACGCAGCAGCUCCUUCCGAGAAAUGGAGAAUCAGCCCCACAAGAAAUAUGAACUCACGGGUAACUUCUCAUCUGUUGCUUCUCUACAGCAUGUUGACGGGUUCUCUUUCACUCCUGCCCAGCAAGAGGCGAAUCUGGUGCCACCCAAGUGCUAUGGGGGGAGCUUUGCACAGAGGAAUCUCUGUAAUGACGACGGUGGUGGGGGUGGGGGCAGUGGCACUGCUGGGGGUGGGUGGUCUGGCAUCACAGGCUUCUUUACGCCACGCUUAAUCAAAAAGACACUGGGCUUACGAGCAGGUAAACCCACAGCCAGUGAUGACACUUCCAAGCCUUUCCCAAGGUCAAACUCUACAUCUUCCAUGUCCUCAGGGCUUCCAGAGCAGGAUAGGAUGGCAAUGACUCUUCCCAGGAACUGCCAGAGGUCCAAACUCCAGCUGGAAAGGACAGUAUCCACCUCUUCUCAGCCAGAAGAGAAUGUGGACAGGGCCAAUGACAUGCUUCCAAAAAAAUCAGAGGAAGGUGCUGCUCCCUCCAGGGAAAGACCAAAAGCUAAACUAUUGCCCAGAGGAGCUGCAGCUCUUCCUCUCAGAAACCCCUCUGGGGAUCCAGCCAUUGCUGAGAAGGACUCUGCAGGGGUGGGAGUGGCUGGAGUAGCAGCUGCCUCCAAGGGCAAGGAGAGGAAUGGUGGGGCACGACUUGGGAUGGCUGGUGUCCCAGAGGAUGGAGAGCAACCAGGUUGGUCUUCUCCAGCCAAGGUCGCAGCAGUCCUCCCAACCACUCAUAACCACAAAGUGCCAGUCCUUAUCUCACCCACUCUGAAACAUACUCCGGCUGACGUGCAGCUCAUUGGCACAGACUCUCAGGGGAACAAAUUCAAGCUUUUAUCUGAGCAUCAGGUCGCAUCCUCUGGAGACAAGGACCGACCCCGACGGGUAAAACCAAAGUGUGCCCCGCCCCCACCACCAGUGAUGAGACUACUGCAGCAUCCGUCCUCAUGUUCAGACCCUACGGAAGAGCCUGCUGCCCCAACUGCAGGACAGCCCCCAUCAGAAACACAGGAAGGAGGGAAAAAGGCAGCUGCAGGGGCAGUGCCUCUCAGUGGGAAAGCUGGGAGGCCAGUGAUGCCUCCACCUCAAGUGCCUCUGCCCACAUCUUCCAUCUCGCCAGCCAAAAUGGCCAAUGGCACAGCAGGUACUAAAGUGGCUCUCAGAAAAACCAAACAGGUGGCUGAGAAAAUCUCAGCAGACAAAAUCAGUAAAGAGGCCCUGUUGGAAUGUGCUGACCUACUGUCCAAUGCAAUCACGGAACCUGUGCCCAAUAGCCAGUUGGUAGACACUGGACACCAGCUCCUCGACUACUGCUCAGGCUAUGUGGACUGCAUCCCUCAAACUCGCAACAAAUUUGCCUUCCGAGAGGCUGUGAGCAAACUGGAACUCAGCCUGCAGGAGCUACAGGUGUCUUCAGCAGCUGCUGGUGUGCCAGGGGCAAACCCUGUCCUUAAUAACUUAUUGUCAUGUGUACAAGAAAUCAGUGAUGUGGUGCAGAGGUAGCCACUGUUGGCCUAGUGGGGAGAUGCACACGUUUCUGAGGGGAGAGGGAAAGAGAACUUGUUUUCCUGUGUUCUUGUUUUUAAAAAAAUGAAAGAUUGAUACUUGAGUGUGUUUAUGUG